This is a messenger RNA of Nyctereutes procyonoides (raccoon dog), 1840 nucleotides long. RefSeq names its product hedgehog acyltransferase like (gene HHATL). Lineage: Eukaryota; Metazoa; Chordata; Mammalia; Carnivora; Canidae. The transcript is spliced from 12 exons. Gene Ontology annotation, biological process: negative regulation of N-terminal protein palmitoylation. Gene Ontology annotation, cellular component: endoplasmic reticulum. The coding region runs from base 225 to 1739 and encodes 504 amino acids. The record is from RefSeq and is a predicted model, not a curated record. Gene Ontology annotation, molecular function: acyltransferase activity.
CCACCUCCUCCCUGCCCUCCUCCACCCUCCUCCACCCUCCUCCUGCUGUCACCACUCAUCGCUCAUAGCCUUGAGGGGGUGGGGACCCCAGGGCUGGACACACCUCACUGUGGCCCCAGAGCCUAGCUGGUCGGACGGACGCACGGUCGGACGCAGGACCCCGGAGCCCCGAGGUGGGCAGUGUGCCAGGGUCCCUCACAGCCUCCUCAAGUCCCAUCGAGGCUAUGGGCAUCAGGACCACGUUGCCCACAACGGAGCUGGGCUUGUACUCCCUGGUGCUGAGUGGGGCUCUGGCCUAUGCUGGCCGAGGCCUCCUUGAAGCUUCACAAGAUGGGGCCCACAGGAAGGCCUUCCGGGAGUCCGUGCGACCUGGCUGGGAGUACAUUGGCCGGAAGAUGGACGUGGCUGACUUCGAGUGGGUGAUGUGGUUCACCUCCUUCCGCAAUGUCAUCGUCUUCGCCCUCUCUGGACAUGUGCUGUUUGCUAAACUCUGCACAAUGGUUGCCCCCCAGCUCCGCUCCUGGAUGUAUGCUGUGUAUGGGGCUCUGGCUGUGCUGGGCACGAUGGGCCCUUGGUACCUGCUGCUGCUGUUUGGUCACUGUGUCAGUCUCUAUGUGGCCUCACUCUUGGGCCAGCCCUGGCUCUGUCUUGGCCUGGGCCUAGUCAGCCUUGCCUCCUUCAAGCUGGAUCCCCUGAUCUCCUGGCAGAGCGGGUUUGUAACAGGCACUUUUGAUCUUCAAGAGGUGCUGUUUCAUGGGGGCAGCGGUUUCACAGUGCUGCGUUGUACCAGCUUUGCGCUGGAGAGCUGUGCCCACCCUGACCGCCGCUACUCCCUAGCUGACCUGCUCAAGUACAACUUCUACCUGCCUUUCUUCUUCUUCGGGCCCAUCAUGACCUUUGAUCGCUUCCAUGCCCAGAUGAGCCAGGUGGAGCCGGUGAGGCAAGAGGGUGAGCUGUGGCGCAUCCGGGCCCAGGCCGGCCUCAGCGUGGUGACCAUCAUAGCCGUGGACAUCUUCUUCCACUUCUUCUAUAUCCUCACCAUCCCCAGUGACCUCAAGUUUGCCAACCGCCUCCCGGACAGCGCCCUCGCUGGCCUAGCCUACUCAAAUCUGGUGUAUGACUGGGUGAAGGCGGCUGUCCUCUUUGGUGUGGUCAACACUGUGGCACGCCUCGACCACUUGGAUCCACCCCAGCCUCCCAAGUGCAUCACAGCACUCUACGUCUUCGCGGAAACGCACUUUGACCGUGGCAUCAACGACUGGCUUUGCAAGUAUGUGUAUGAUCACAUUGGUGGGGAGCACUCUGAGGUGAUCCCAGAGCUGGGGGCCACUGUGGCCACAUUUGCCAUCACUACUCUGUGGCUUGGACCUUGUGAUAUUGUUUACCUGUGGUCAUUCCUUAACUGCUUUGGCCUCAACUUUGAGCUCUGGGUGCAGAAGCUGGCAGAGUGGGGGCCCCUAGCACAAAUUGAGGCCUCUUUGUCGGAGCAGAUGUCUCGCAGGGUCCGGGCCCUGUUCGGAGCCAUGAACUUCUGGGCCAUCAUCAUGUACAACCUUGUAAGCCUGAACAGCCUUGAAUUCACAGAGCUGGUUGCCAGGCGACUGCUACUCACAGGGUUCCCCCAGACCACUCUGGCUGUCCUAUUUGUCACCUACUGUGGUGUCCAGCUGGUGAAGGAGCGAGAGAGAACCAUGGCACUAGAGGAGGACCAGAAGCAGGACAAAGAGAAGCUGGAGUAGGUGGGAGGAAGAAGGAGGGAAGAAGGAUGGCUCUGCGCAGCUAUUCCCAAGCCCAGGCCCAGGCCUGGCCAGACGGGGCCUGACCCAUAGAAUAAAAGACU